Molecule: messenger RNA, 1559 nt
Organism: Xenia sp. Carnegie-2017
Lineage: Eukaryota; Metazoa; Cnidaria; Anthozoa; Malacalcyonacea; Xeniidae
Product: STAGA complex 65 subunit gamma-like
Exons: 6
Coding region: 24-833 (269 amino acids)
Cellular component (GO): SAGA complex
Molecular function (GO): transcription coactivator activity; protein heterodimerization activity
Source: RefSeq, a predicted model, not a curated record
AUUUUCAUAAAUACUGUGGUAUAAUGGAAUUGAACGAAGAAACUUACUGGGGAGAUGUGGUUGAAGAAAAUGAUACCGAAAGCGCUGUAAACUAUGAAGAAUUAUUCAAACCAAAAGCUGUAGAAUGCUCUGAUUUUAAACUUCAUCAAAUUUAUUUGCAAGAACAUCAAACAAAUGAUGAGGAUGCUUAUCAGUUGUCUGUUGCUCCUCCUGUUGACAAACAUGGACAGAACUUGCUGCUUCACAGUAUCGAGCUCAAACACCAUAUUAGGAAAAUGAUGCUGAUGAAGAUGGCUGCCCAGCAUCAACAGGCUGGAGGAAAUAAAAAUGAAAAUCUUCCACAAUUACCUGCGGCACCUUUGCCACCAAAAUCCUAUUGUGGUAAAAAUGGAAUUCAUGUUGCCCAAAGACAAAGAGGUUUUUUAUUAAAUCCUCCCGAGAUUGAUGAAAAAAGUCCAUUUAUCACUGGCUGUGGCCACAGUCCAGUCGAGCUGGACUCCGAUUCAUUGAGAUAUCUCUCAUACAAAGCUAUUGCAGCUAUUUGUUGUCACUGCGGUUUUGAAAAUGCUCACGAGUCAACGCUGGAUGUAUUAAGUGAUGUGUUGGGUGAUUUUUACAAACGUUUUACAAGGCUUCUACGAAUUGCAACCGAUGCCGAAGCGUCACAAAGAGAAUCCAGAUUUCCUAAUGUGAUAGAAUAUGCUCUUCAAGAGUCUGGAAUGGGAGGUUUUAAUGCAUUGUGGCGGUACUGGUGUACUAAUAUUCUUGAGUAUGCUCUUCGACUUGAGCAGGAAGAUCAAAGACUCAUAGCCGACUAUGAAAAGUUGACAUGAACGGAAAAUUUCUUUACUCAAAUUGUUCUAAAAUCAUUUAUAUACGUGGCUUAACCUUCUGGAUCAUUUCCAACCAUUAAAAAGUUCUGAUUGUGUUGAAGGGGCGUAAAACCAGCAAUGGCUGACAAUGGUACUGCUGAUCUGUUGAUACGUAGGAGCAAUGAGGAUCAUCCUUGAGGUUUUGCUGGGGUGGCACACGUACUCAUAGGAACUUCUGCGAUGCUUUUCUUUGAUGGCACGCAGGAACAAUUAGGAUCGUCCUCGAGGUUUUGCUACCGUGGCACCUACGAACAAUUUGGAGCUUCUGCGAUGCUUUGCAGUAGUAGCAUAAAGGAACAAUGAUGGUUUCUAUGAUGCUUUGCUUUGGUGACACGUAAGAUCGAUGUGGAACUUCGGUGAACCUUUGGUGACACUUAGGAACAAUACGGAAACUCGGUGUAACCCCUCUUCAAAAAAGAUUAUAUUUUCCUUUUUUUUGGAAUACCCCCGCGCUUGCAAUCAUUUUAUCAAUGUUCUGGGAAGCGCUGCAUGUCAAAAAAAAGACAAGGACAUAGAUAAUGAAUGGACAAACAUAUGUUUUGUCUUACCAUCUAGAUAUCUGUAAAAGACCAUCUAUUUCUCUUAUUUUCUGACAUAUUCCGCAUGAUUGUAUAGUCUAUUUUAACUGCAGAUAGUUGCUCGAUUACUUAUAUACGUUUGAGCAAUGAUUGGUCGAACGGAAUUCUA